GAUGUAAGAGGAGCUAAUUGUCCGAAACACAGAAUCGUCGUAAAUAUAACCAAAUUUCCUUCUUCUACAGUUCGGAUUUUUCUUUUACAACUCAAUCUAACAGAAAAAACAAAAUAAAGAGAAAUUCUUUGUAAAUUUUUCCAGAGAUGGAAUCACCAGAAGAAUUAGGGAUUUCUACAAACGGCAAUCAUCAUCAUAGUCAUCGAUACUUUCAAAUGCGAUCAGAACCGUCGAUUUCAUCGUCAUCUCUUCCUCACCAAAUUCAGUCAUCACAACAAAACUGGAUUUUCGAUGAAUUACCUAAAGCUACUGUUGUUUCUGUAUCUCGUCCUGAUGCUGCUGAUAUUAGUCCUUUUACUCUUUCUUAUACUGUCGAAUUUCAGUAUAAACAGUUUAAAUGGCAGUUAUUGAAGAAAGCAACACAAGUGAUCUAUUUACAUAUCGGAUUGAAGAAACGAGCACUCAUACAGGAAUUUCAAGAUAUUAUUGAGGAUAAACAAGAGCAGGUUAAAGAAUUUCUUCAAACACUAGGAAUAGGAGAACAUACAGCGGUAGUACAACAUGAUGAUGACGAAGGUGAUGAUGAGGAAGCUGUUAAUGUUCAUCAUGACGAAAGUGCAAAAAACAGAGAUGUACCGUCGAGUGCUGCGUUACCGAUUAUUCGGCCCGCAUUAGGAAGACAACAGUCUAUUUCGGAUAAUGCAAAGGUUGCAAUGCAAGGGUAUUUGAAUAAUUUUCUUGGGAACUUGGACAUUGCCAAUUCUCCAGAGGUUUGCAAGUUUUUGGAGGUUUCAAAGUUAUCAUUUGCUCCAGAAUAUGGGCCAAAGCUGAAAGAAGACUAUGUAAUGGUCAAGCAUCUCCCCAAAAUUCCAAGGGAUGAUGAUGAUACAAAAUGUUGUUCAUGCUGUUUGUUUAAUUGCUGGAAUGACAAUUGGCAAAAGGUAUGGGCUGUACUGAAACCUGGCUUCCUGGCUUUGCUGGGGGAUCCUUUUGAUACAAAACCCUUGGAUAUAAUUGUUUUCGAUGUACUGCCAGCCUCAGAUGGUAAUGGAGAAGGUCGAGUAUCUUUAGCCAAAGAGAUAAAGGAUCGCAAUCCACUACGUCAUGCAUUUGAGGUAUCUUGCGGUAGUCGGAGCAUAAAGUUAAGAGCUAAAAGCGAUGGUAAAGUUAGAGAUUGGGUUGCAUCAAUUAAUGAUGCCGGUUUAAGGCCCCCUGAAGGUUGGUGCCAUCCUCAUCGUUUUGGUUCUUUCGCUCCACCAAGGGGCUUGAUUGAAGAUGGAAGUCAGGCUCAAUGGUUCGUUGAUGGACAAGCAGCAUUUCAUGCAAUUGCAUCAGCCAUUGAGGGAGCAAAAUCAGAGGUAUUUAUUACAGGCUGGUGGCUGUGCCCAGAACUGUAUUUAAGACGUCCUUUUAGCACACAAGAGUCCUCUAGGCUUGAUGCGAUAAUUGAAGCAAAAGCCAAAGAAGGAGUUCAGAUUUAUGUUCUUAUGUACAAGGAAGUUGCUCUUGCUUUGAAAAUAAACAGCGUCUACAGCAAGCGAAAGCUUCUUAACAUUCAUGAGAAUGUAAGGGUAUUGCGUUAUCCUGAUCAUUUCUCAUCUGGAGUCUAUUUAUGGUCCCAUCACGAAAAACUUGUUAUCGUUGAUUAUCGAAUUUGCUUCAUUGGAGGUCUAGAUCUUUGUUUUGGUCGCUACGACACAGGUGAACAUAAAUUAGGUGAUUGUCCUCCUGACGUAUGGCCUGGAAAGGACUACUACAACCCCAGGGAAUCUGAACCAAAUACGUGGGAAGAUACUAUGAAAGAUGAAUUAGACCGUUCCAAAUAUCCUCGCAUGCCAUGGCAUGAUGUCCAUUGUGCCCUCUGGGGACCACCUUGCCGUGAUGUAGCAAGGCAUUUUGUGCAGCGCUGGAACUAUGCCAAGAGAAACAAAGCUCCUAAUGAGCAAGCAAUUCCACUACUCAUGCCUCAGCAGCAUAUGGUUAUCCCUCAUUACAUGGCAAGGGGCGAAGAAAUAGAGGCUGAAAUUAAGGAAGUGGAAGAAAGUCACAUGGGCAUCGAUAGACAGGAUUCCUUUUCCAGAUCAUCAUCACCAGACAUCCCACUGCUUUUACCACAGGAAGCUGAUGGAUUGGAUGAUGUAAAUGGAAACUCACAAUUAUGCGGCUUGGACGCCAAUCAAAAUGAUUCGAGCAAUGUUAGUCGAAAUCUUCCAUUUUCCUUCAGGAAGUCAAGAGUUCAACCUAUAGUUCCAGAUUAUCAAAUGAAAGAAUUCAUUGAUGACCUUGAUUCGUUGAAUUCUCAGAGGAAAACUUCUCCUGCCAUGGUGAGACAGGCGGAUGGGAACGGCGAUAAUGAGUGGUGGGAAACACAAGAGAGGGGCGCGCAAGUUGUUUCUGAUGAUGAAGCUGGCCAAGUUGGUCCCCGUAGCUCGUGCCGUUGUCAGAUUAUUAGAAGCGUUGGUCAAUGGUCUGCUGGAACAAGCCAAACUGAGGAGAGCAUUCACAAUGCAUACUGCUCUCUCAUUGAAAAUGCAGAACAUUUUGUUUACAUAGAGAAUCAAUUUUUUAUAUCAGGUCUGUCGGGAGAUGAAAUGAUACGGAAUCGUGUCUUAGAAGCAUUGUAUAGACGUAUCAUACGAGCCCACAGAGAAGAAAAGUCUUUCAGGGUUAUUGUUGUCAUACCGCUCCUGCCUGGGUUCCAGGGGGGUCUCGACGAUACUGGUGCAGCUUCUGUGAGAGCUAUAAUGCACUGGCAAUAUCGAACUAUUUCCAGAGGACGAAACUCUAUCUUGCAUAAUCUUUAUGAUAUGAUUGGCCCAAGAGCAAAUGAUUACAUUUCUUUCUACGGUCUGAGAGCUUACGGAAGACUUUCUGAUGGUGGUUCACUAGCUACCAACCAGAUUUAUGUCCACAGUAAGGUGAUGAUAGUUGAUGAUCGUGUGGCCUUAAUUGGAUCAGCUAAUAUCAAUGAUAGAAGUUUGCUUGGAGAAAGAGACUCUGAGAUUGAUGUACUAAUUGAAGAUAAAGAAUUUGUUGACUCAUCCAUGAAUGGAAUGCGUUGGAAAGCUGGCAAAUUUGCUUUUAGUCUUCGUCAAUCCUUAUGGGCCGAACACCUUGGUCUUUGCGCCGGAGAGAUGAUUCAAAUCAGUGACCCCGUGAUCGACACAACAUACAAAGAUAUAUGGAUGGCAACUGCCAAGACUAAUACCACGAUAUACCAAGAUGUUUUUGCUUGCGUUCCCAAUGAUCUUAUACACACCAGAGCGGCAAUUAGACAGAGUAUGGGAUACUGGAAGGAGAAACUAGGACAUACGACAAUAGAUUUAGGAAUAGCUCCAGGGAAGCUAGAAUCAUAUCAUAACGGAGAUGUUAAAGCAACAGAUCCAAUGGAGAGACUAGGGACAAUAAGAGGUCAUCUUGUUUCAUUUCCUUUAGAUUUUAUGUGUCAAGAAGAUUUAAGACCCGUGUUUAACGAGAGUGAAUAUUAUGCAUCAACUCAUGUCUUCCAUUAAAAUGAAGAAAAUUUUGACGUUUCCACUCCACUUAUACUCCCUGUCAAAUCAACAAAAAUAUACAUUGUAUGUAAUAUGUUUAAACCGUCUCAAGCGGGGGUGGAACCUGCAUAUAUUGAUAUAUAUUCUUUUUGUAUCUAUACUUCAAACAAUUUAAAAGGAAAUAGAGGAACAGCCAUGAUAUUGGCUUCAUUAAAUGAGUA
This is a messenger RNA of Papaver somniferum (opium poppy), 3715 nucleotides long. Its product is annotated as phospholipase D zeta 1-like. The record is from RefSeq and is a predicted model, not a curated record. The transcript is spliced from 20 exons. NCBI's taxonomy places the organism in Eukaryota, Viridiplantae, Streptophyta, Magnoliopsida, Ranunculales, Papaveraceae. The coding region runs from base 147 to 3512 and encodes 1121 amino acids. Gene Ontology annotation, molecular function: D-type glycerophospholipase activity. Gene Ontology annotation, biological process: phospholipid catabolic process; intracellular signal transduction; phosphatidic acid biosynthetic process. Gene Ontology annotation, cellular component: plasma membrane.